Messenger RNA from Helianthus annuus (common sunflower), 937 nucleotides. Its product is annotated as F-box/FBD/LRR-repeat protein At1g13570-like. The coding region runs from base 118 to 741 and encodes 207 amino acids. NCBI's taxonomy places the organism in Eukaryota, Viridiplantae, Streptophyta, Magnoliopsida, Asterales, Asteraceae. The transcript has 4 exons. The record is from RefSeq and is a predicted model, not a curated record.
UAUAGGCUACCUGUAUCACUCUUCUCGUUCCAUCAGUUAACAGAAUUGUAUCUCAAUGGUUGUGUUCUUGACCAUCAACCAUCAUCUAUUGGAUUUGGUAGCCUUACAACCUUAAACAUGCAAGAAAUAUGGACUUGUGAUAAAACGCUUCUGCGUCUUUUAUCGAGUUGUCCAUUACUUAAGAGAUUGACUAUCAAUAGUGAUGGUGGAACUAUUGAUGAAAGUGGAGAUUUGACCAUGGCCGAUCUGUUCGAGUGUUUACGGGGCAUUGAAUAUCUGACUGUUUGGUGUUUCAUCUUUUUGUCUUUUCUUCCACUUCCAAGAAAGCUUCCAACAACAUUGGUCCACUUGAAACACUUGUGUAUGGAAUGUGUAUGCUUUUGUCACAUAUAUGCGUUACCUAUUUUCGUUCUUUUGAUUAGAAGCUACCCAAACCUCGAAAAACUUAAGCUAGUGGUUACCGAAGAUGAGGUGCUUGAUGAAUCAUAUAUGGGCUCCUCUACUCUCGAAGAUUAUUCUGAUAUUUCGUUGGAGUACCUUAACGAAUUAGAGAUUCUACAUUUAAGAAACAUUGAAAAUGGGUUGGUUUUCGUGAAGCUUAUCUUGGCCAAGUCACCCGUGCUAAAGAAGGUGUGGAUAUUCCUAUGGGAUGAGUUGCCUAAGGAUGACAAAUUGCAGAUUUCAGAAAUCCUUUUAAGUUGCCCAUGCGCAUCACCUAUGGUAAAAAUCAAUGUUAGUUGAAAUCCAAUUAGUCAUAGCACUUGGUGGUUUGUUGACUGUUUGGUGGAAUGAACAACUUUGUUUCGAUCCGAUAUGGGAUUUUGAGAAUUAGGAGUUUUUGUAAUUUGAAUUUUCAAAUUGUUUGAAGGGAUUUGUCUGUAUCAGCAAGGAAUGUGUCUGUAUCAGCAAGGAAUGUUUGUGGUGUAUUAGCAAGGAA